Messenger RNA from Polistes canadensis, 6296 nucleotides. RefSeq names its product protein abnormal spindle. The coding region runs from base 400 to 6108 and encodes 1902 amino acids. Gene Ontology annotation, biological process: spindle organization; establishment of meiotic spindle localization; mitotic cell cycle. NCBI's taxonomy places the organism in Eukaryota, Metazoa, Arthropoda, Insecta, Hymenoptera, Vespidae. The transcript is spliced from 11 exons. Gene Ontology annotation, cellular component: spindle pole. The record is from RefSeq and is a predicted model, not a curated record. Gene Ontology annotation, molecular function: protein binding.
UUCGUGGUGUACCUAUGGUUGCAGUCAGUUUUACUACAUAUGAAAUCAUGAAGCAAUUGCUUAAUUUAGAUACAGGAACAAAAUUAUAAUUUUGUUUACUAUUGUUAUAAUGCUAUUUUAUAAUGACAAUGAUUUCAAUCAAUGCAAUCUAUUGAAUAGGCUUACUACUGCAGGAGAAUAUUUUCAUAAUUAUGAUUACGCAAAAUAGCUACAAUGGCAGAAAAUUUAAUUAAUUUUUUAAUUUUUGGAAAAUUGAGAGAGUGGAUAAAAUGAAAACCAAGGGACAGUUUGAAAAAGCGUUUAAAUUCAAAUAAUUCGAAGUGUCGUUAAAACCGUCGAUGAAUGUCAGCUGCUCGUCAUUAUUAAUUAAAGAAAUAAUUUACUUUUAAGUCGAAGAAAAUGUUUUUUCAGAUUAAUGUUACCCCAAAAAAUAAAAAGGACAUUAAGUCCCUUGACAGCAAUACUAAUGACUUACAUUUUACUCUGGUAUUGGGACCAUUUCAACCUCAAACGAGGAUAACAAUGGAAGCAUUUAUAAACACAACUGUACAGUGUUAUUUAACUAUUAAAAAUACGAGUAACAAGGUUUUAACUAUAACAGUUACAAAAAAGCCUGAUGAAGAUCGACACAUAGAUUUAGAUAUAUCUCACGCUACAAUUUUAAGUAAUAGUAAUACAACAAUAUCCAUUAAAUGGUCUCCUAAGAAAGUUGGUUGUUGGCGAGAUGUGUUACAAUUUAUGGAUAGUCGACGAAAUAAAUAUGAUGUAGCAAUUAUAACUACUGCUACAAAUCCACCAACAAAGUGUAAUAAGCCUUUGGUACCUCUAGGUCAACUAACAAAUAGAAAUAGAAGGCCAUGCGAAGACAGAAAAAUAUUAAAAAAUAAAACUACAUACCAAGAAAGUUAUUCAAGCUUUGAUCAGCAAAUAAAAAAGGAUGUAUCAAGAUUACAGAGUAAUCAAAAUGAAGAAAAUAUUGCAAAUAUGAAUUAUAAACAUACAACAAAAUCUUUUCAAGAAGAAUGUGAUGUUUUUCCAAAGAAGAGUUCUGAUGAGUUUUUAAAUUUUAUUGAUUCUAGUGCUUUUAAUUUAACUGUUGUAAAUACAGGUAAAAAGCUAUCCAAUAACAAAAACGAUUUCUUAAAUAAGAUGCAAAGUAUUCCUUCUAUUAUUCUAGAAAAUACAGAAAUACGUAGAGAAACAUAUGUGAAGGAAACUGUAAGUCCUAAACAUUUUUUUACCAUAGACCGAAUAAAUAAAGAAAUAUGUGAAGAUUCGCUAUCUCCUAAUGUGGUAGAUAAUUCGUCAGAAUUUUCAAUCUUGAUAAAUAAUCUUGCCUUAGAACCUAAUAAUGUACUAGAAACUUUAUCAAAUCAACAUAGAAUUUCAACAAAGGGUACAUCCAUUCCUGAUAAUUAUAAAGACAAUUACGUAGAAACAAUGUCUGUACAAACUGAUGGAAAUGGAACAUAUAAUCUAAGUCCCACACUUUCAAUAAGUAGCCAUCAAAAUUUACAUAAUAUAUCUAAUAGAUCAUUAGAUUUAUCUCUUGAUAAAAGAGAUAAAUUUUUACAAAAUCUUGAAUUAUGUCAAUCACAAAAAUUAUCUGCAAAUCUAAAUAAUUUGUCGCCAAUUAAAUCUGUGAAAAAUGAGUGGGCUAAUACCCCUUGUGUCGGAAUCCUUCCUUCAUCUUCGCCAAUUCAAAGUACUUCAAAUCCUUAUAUAUUGGAAUAUUCUACAAAAAAUAAAGAUCCAGUAACUGCAAAAGAUGUUUUAGAAGCAGACUUAUGGGUUAAAGCUAAUAAUGACCAUAAAACAAAAAUUGAUAUACGAAGGAAUAUUGAUUUUGGAACAAUUAUUCAGGAGAAUCACGUUAAAUUUGAAAAUACAACAUUAAACAAAACGCAAACUUUUGAUACAGAAAAAUCAUCAGGAAUUUGUAUAGAAAUAUCACCUCCUAAACGAUAUUUUCAAGUUAAGCCGUUAUCACGUAAGAUGAUAUCGCCAAAGAAAUGUGGACAACUCGGAAAAGACAAAUUUAUGCAAAAAGGAAUUAUUAAAAAAAAAGUUCAUUCGAACAUUCCCGCUAAAAAAAAUGUAAACUUAUUAAUACCAGAAGUUAGAAUUUCUAAACUAUCAUUGGCAAAUGUGAUUAAAAAAAAAAAUCUUAAUGUAGUAUCAGAUCAAUCUAAAGAAAAUAAUUAUAAACUUCAAGACACGGAUAGUUUAUUUACUAAAUAUUGCAAUCCUGAUCCAUUUGCAGCUUGCGUUACAGAGGAUCCAUUUAUUAGUAGUACCAUGUAUUAUGAUGAAAAAUGGGUGUACAAUCAAGAGAUGAUAUUUAAAAAAUGGUUAAAUGCAUUAUUAUCUCCCCCCGAAGACUUGAAUACCGAUGUGGAAUCAAGUUGUGUUGACAUUGGCAAAGUAUGGCAAUCAUGUAAAUUAAUGGAAAAUUCGAUUUUAGCUGAAACUAGAGAAGCACUUUCAGCGAGAUAUCAUACGGAUUUACGUUUGAAUGCAUUACGAAAAGCUGCAAAUGCUAUGUACCGUAGACAUGAAAUAGUUCAUGUGCUAUCACGUACAACCGUUUGUAUAGAAAAAGGAAUCUUGACUAUUAGAUUGGAUCGAGAUUUGCAUAGAGAUAUUGGAUUGCAAAAGGAAAUGUUGGAACUGUUUUUAAGUUAUAACCCAUUAUGGUUAAGAAUUGGAUUAGAAACCAUUUAUGGUGAAAAUAUACCAUUAAAUUCUAACAACGAUUUAGUUGGUCUUACAAGAUUUAUUAUUACGAGAUUCUUUUCUGAUCCUUUUUUGAAAAAGACUUAUCCAAAUGCUUAUCACAGAAAACAACAACAUACGACAUUCAUUACUCUAAUGAAUAAAUUUAUGUUAAAGAAAUUUCUUUUUCUAGUUUACUUCUUAGAUUAUUCUAAGAUUAAUAAACUUAUUCGCCACGAUCCGUGCUUAUUUCAUAAAAAAGCAAAUAUUAAAGAUAGUAGAAGCAUCCUGUUAACUUUUUCACGAGAAGUCUUAAGCGGUAUUGGUGAUCUUACCAAGGUUUUGAAAUCAUAUGAAUAUGUUGUAUCAUAUAAACAAACAUAUUUAGAUGAAUUUGAUUAUGCUGUAACUAAUAUUAAAACUGAUUUACGGGAUGGUGUCAGACUUUGUAGAGUUAUGGAAUUAAUCAGUGGACGGUCGGAUUUAACACGCCAGUGCAGAGUUCCAACGAUUUCACGUUUACAAAAGAUACACAAUGUCGAUAUUGCUUUAAAAGCACUUUUACAAUGUGGCUGUGCUUUAACUGGUAACAUUGAUACAAAAAGUAUUGCUGAUGGGCAUAGGGAGAAAACAUUGUCACUAUUAUGGCAAAUUAUAUACAAAUAUCAAGCACCAAGAUUUAAUAAAGCUGCAAUAUGUAUACAAACUUGGUGGCGUGCAACCCUAUGGUAUAUUCGUGUAAGAAAUUAUCUAAAAACAUAUAAAUAUAAUGCAGCUUGUAUUAUACAGCGAGCAUGGAAAAAAACAUUAGCUAAAAGAAAAUUGAUGAUUUUAAAAGAAGAAUAUUUAAAAGAGUUACAGAGAAAAGAGAAAGCUGUUCGAUUUUUACAAGAGAAAUGGAGACAUUCGAGACGUGGUAUUCGCGAUCGUAGAAGAUUUUUAUAUAUUAGAUUUAAUACAAUAAAAUUGCAAAGAUGGUGGAAACGAAUUCAUGAUUGUAGAUUAUAUGUUAAAGAUUUUCAGAAUCAAAGGAAAGCUUCAAUUGUUAUACAGAGACAAUGGCGAGCAUUAAAAGAAAUGAAAGUACAGAGAAUGGUUUAUAUCAACAUGAGAAGUGCAUGUAUUGUGAUUCAAAAACAUUGGCGUGCAACGCUUUUAAUGAAAUUUGAUCGUAUGAAUUAUUUAAGAUAUAAAAAUACUAUUGUUUUUAUUCAAAAUAGAUGGAGGUUUAAAAAAAUGUAUGAUAGAAUAAAGAGAGAACAAUGCACAGAAUUAAAGGCUGUUCGUAAAAUAGAAUUAUGGUGGAAAAGUAUUUUAAUUAUGAGACACGAAAGAAAUAAUUUCGUGAUUAUGAAAGAUGCUGCCAAUACAAUUGAGAAUUGGUGGAUAGGUAUCAUGCAACAACAAAAAUAUCGAACUAUGCACAGAGCAGCUAUUGUUAUUCAAAAGAAUUGGAGAAAAACAUUAGCGAGAAACGAAUAUUUAAAAAAAAAAGUAGCAGUUGUAAAAAUAGAAACAUGGUAUAAGUGCAUUAUAGAACAAAAAAUUGUUUAUAGAAAUAUUUUAAGAAUGAAGAAUGCUGCUAUAUGUAUACAACGUUGGUGGAAAAAUGUUAGUAUUGCUCGAAAGCAACGGAAUAAUUAUUUAAAACUUUACAAAGCAGCGGUGUCAUUACAACAAUGGUGGCGUGCAAUAAUUCUUUUUCGAUCAAUUAGAGAACAAUAUCUAUUGAAAAAAAGAUCUUGUUUGGUAAUUCAGACUUGGUGGAGAAUGAUAAAAACUAAGCAACAAUAUAUGUAUUUACUACAAAAACGGAAUAUGGCAGCAACUAUAUUGCAAAGGAAAUGGCGCUCUACAUUAAUAAUGAGGCAAAAACAAAAAGAAUAUAAACAAUUGAAAUUAUAUACAAUAAAAAUACAGAAACGUUGGCGAACCUUACAAAUUGCUAGAAGAGAAUAUUAUAAAUUUCGUGCUCUAAAAUCUGCCGCUAUUAAUAUGCAAUGUUUGUUUAGAGCUAAUAAAAUUAGCUGUCAUACUAGACAAUGGUAUAUUCGUUUGAAGCAAAGUACGAUCAUUAUACAAUCAUAUUGGAGAAUGAAAGUUGCACGUAAAAGAUUCAUUAUUAAGAAACAAGCGGCUUUAACGAUACAGGUUUAUUGGCGAGCGUAUAUUAAAGGCAAAAAAAUUUGCUCAGAAUAUAAAUUAUUGAGAUGUGUAACAAUUAAUAUACAGCGUCGCUAUAGAUCAAAUAAAAUUAGCAGAAAAGUUACUCAAGAAUAUGAUGCUUUAAAAAAAGCUACAAUAUGGUUGCAAAUUAAGUGGCGGGCUAAAUUAGUAGCAAGAGCACAAAAAAAAGAAUUAGAAAUGUAUCACUAUGCUGCUAAAACAAUUCAAAAUUGGUGGUGGCAAAUAUUAUUUGUAAAAAAAUGUAAAUUUAUUGAUUUUAAAAAUAAGAAAGAAGAACAAGAUCUUUCACAAUUUACUAUUCGACAAAUGUAUCGCAGUGUAAUAAUUUCAGUCAUAAAAAUUCAACGAUGGUGGAGGAAUAUUCGUGAAAAACGCUUGUAUCAUAAAAAGCAACUUCGUGCAGUUCGUAUAAUUGAAAAAUGGUGGAUUAUUAUUUUAAAAACUAAACAAAAAGCAUUAGCAGCUACAAUUAUACAAGCUGCAUGGAAAGGAUAUCGAAUACGGCAAAAAGAAUCUAAUCAUAUGUCAAAAGUACGACAAAGAUUAAAAACAGCCACAGAAACGGCAUCACCGCAUGAAACAUUAGGGCAUCGUUACCAACAAUCAAUUGUUAUACUUAAAAAGUUCAAUACAAUUGGCGAGCUUUCUAUGUGUCUUGCUUCAUUAAGUCUGAUAACUAGAUUAUCACCCAAGGAUUGCAUUAAUUUAUGCGAGCAUAACUUGGUUGAUUACAUUUAUGAAAUAUACGUUAAAAGUAACAGAUCAUUACCUUGGGCAAUAGUCUGUUUAAGAGCAACAGAUAUACUUAUUACAUUUGCUAAGUUUCCACCAACAAGGAGUUAUGUCUGUAUGCCAAAAUAUGCAUUACCAACGGUAAAGCUUUUACAUGACAAAUUGGAUCACGAAGAGUUAUCUUUACAUGUAGCAACUCUUAUAUGGUUACUUGUAAGUGAGGACAAAUAUAAGAAGGCACUUACAACAUGCUCACAAUCGAUCUGGUUGUUAAAUUCUGUAUGUAAAAAAAUUAUUAAAGGAAAAGGCAAACUUGCACACUACUCAGAAAUAUUAAGAAAGCAAACUAACUUACUUCCAAGUUUUAAACCUGAUUGGUCACUUUUCCAAAAACAACAUCGUAUAUUUACGACUAUUGAGAAUGCUAUAACAGCAAUACUUGAACAACUGGACAUAAAAGAAUAUUUAACUUGAAAUAGAAUACAUAUAGAUAAAAAUAUAAAUAAGUGCUAGAUUACCAAUAAGCGAGAUCUUUAUCUCUAAUUCACAAACACCAUUAUAUUUUCCUGACCAUUUUUGAUAAUUUGUUAAUGUAAAAAACCAUGACUUCGACGUUUUUAACAAAAUAUAACAUAUUAAGAAUAAAUUAAUUAUUACAAAAA